Molecule: messenger RNA, 3014 nt
Organism: Exophiala oligosperma
Lineage: Eukaryota; Fungi; Ascomycota; Eurotiomycetes; Chaetothyriales; Herpotrichiellaceae
Exons: 3
Coding region: 245-1192 (315 amino acids)
Biological process (GO): regulation of DNA-templated transcription
Molecular function (GO): DNA-binding transcription factor activity
Source: RefSeq, a predicted model, not a curated record
CGGUACACUACUUGUCCAGCUCAACUCAUCUCCUGACCCUUUUGAACACAUCACGCCCUCCCAUUUCUUUUCUACGCGGCGACCCUCUUUGAGACUCUCAGCUUUGAGUCCUAGCCCUGCCACUGGAACUUCGCUUCUGGUAACGAACUGAUUGCUUCUGCGGAUCAUCCGUUGUAGCACGGGUUCUUACGUACUGCCGGCUGUGACAGGCACGCCGACGCCUCUUCUGUCAAGAGGUACUUGAAUGAUGUCGGUCGCCACGGAGACUCUUCACCGUCAUACCAGCAGUGAACACAUCUCUAUUGUCGCAAUGUCAGAGUCUGGCAGCGAGGCCAGCAAGGCAGCGAAGAAGAGGGAAUACAACCGGAAUGCCCAGCGAGUAUUUCGUCAGCGGCGCAAGGAGCAUUUGAGCAAACUCGAAGCGGCGCAGCGCGAACUCAACAGUAUACAAGUUGAGGAAGUCGAGCGGCUCCGUCGCGAAGUCCAACUCCUUUCGCAGGAGAAUGAAACCCUCAAAGCAGCGUAUGGGUCUCAGACAAAUUCUCCUGGACCGACGAUCACAGCAUCGCCUUCGGGGUACAUUCACUACGGGGCACCUCACCCUGGCUAUCUGGGCUCAAUGGGUGCAAAUACUUCCUAUAUACCUGGGGUCGGACCGGCGGCACUGCAUCCCCCCACCACAACGCCGAUGUCGAACACGACUACGGAUCCAGCGAACCUGGUGGUGGUUGUCCCUCACAAUAUUCGUGAGAUUCGACGCAACCUACACGCCAUGUUUAGUCCCCUCCUCGAAAUCCCAGUAAUAUCCAACCCUCAAACGCACUUGGCCACUUUGGCGGCGCUCGAAUCAUCAUUACCCAGCCCCUUGAAACCCACACCUUUGCAACUCUCCACCCCUCACCAUGCUUAUAUAGACAUGAUACCUUCCCCCAGUCUCAGAGAUCGAUUAAUAACGGUGGGCCCGGCGAACGCCAACUCAUUUCUCACGGAAGCAUGUACUAUCGCAUGCGACAUCGAAGAUACAGGUCAGAUGAUUGUAUGGGGGGAAGACUGGCUAAGUGAAUUCUCUUGGGAAUUCUCUCCCAGUGUGUUUGAACGCUGGGGAAGUUUUGUUCUCGGUCCUGAAUGGGGUCAACGUGCAAACUUCUGGCGGAAACAGAGAGGAGCUCCGGUCAUACCAGGUUACGAUUGAUGAAAUAUGGCGGUAGCACCCGAUUACGGCAUUGCUCAAGGAGGAGAUUAUGUCCAAUUCCGAUCGUCGGCAGAAUUCAUCCUCGAAUCACUAGCCCUCAACAAACGGAAAGGUUCGCAGGUCGCGGGUCAGGCAAAGAUCACAUCCAGCCUCGAAAAUGUUGCCAUGUCUGGGUCAGCAUGCUGGAAGAAAAGCCUCUAUCUGGCGGCUUGGCUACGGGAGGCGCAGGCCGCCAUCUCAGGAUUACUGAUUUUCAAGACCUUCAUCUGCCCAAACUCUUGUCAUAAUGUAUGUUCCAUAUGACCAUGUACUAUUAUUGCAUCUCUUGCUGUUUGCCUUCACUUCACCGAUCUGUCACACCAUGGACAAGUCAUCGAUCGACCUUGAGUGUUCGAGCAUGCUAGUCUUUAUGAUUGGCGUCGAGUAUUUUGUGGAGGAAAAGGUGAUUGCGCGUGUCAUUCAAAUGAUGAAGGAUACCCCGAUGUUGUCAGUGUCAUUGCUGAAUGAAGGGCCGUUUAUAUACGACAAAUGAACCAAAUUUGUCCAAAUGAAACCGACCAAAACCUGCAGCACCGCAGGCUCACGAGAAGAAUUUCACAGUUCAUGGCUCUGGAUGUGUGUUUUUUCAAUCAAAGGCGCAGUCUGCAAGUCUGCAGAUUUGUGCGUGCAGGGACGCCGAGUAUUACGUACAUAACCACCAUUCCAGCUUCUUCCAUGCAACACUCCCGAUCGACGAUGCGUGGACUUAAUAUACAUAUCUGCCCUCCAACAGCCAGAGCGGUCAGUUUAGAAACCUUCGCACUCCGCAGAAUCGCCAAAUUGCGAGGCAAAACAUCACGUCUUUUUCUGGUCUUUGGCAAAUGCCCCUCAACCAGUCCACACCUGGGUGAGAUCUUGAUACGACAUUUCUUCUCGCUGCGCCAGGCAGGCUUUCAUUGAGUAAAACAUUCCGAAGAAGAGCGUGACGGGUGCGAGAUUGAGGAUCCAUGACAAGCACGAUACCGCCUAGAUCAAGUCAUUAUGAUGAAAACAGCAAGUGUGACUUGUUAGCUUGCUCGCACUAAUAUCAGAAGAGUCCUUUUCCACCUUCCAGUCUAUUUCAAGAAUCAAUGUGCUCGUCGAAUUCGAAUGGUGUGAUCAUUCGCAAGUGGUCCAUUACCACUCUUGCAGCUACCGACCGCAGAACAGAGCCUGCCGCUCACUCUCUCACUUGUAGCUUGCACCUCAACCUUUUCAAGAUGCUCACCUCUCACCGAGAAACUUUGACACGUUCUCUGGACUCUGAUCGGCGAGCUGAAUAUUUUGUUAUUUCGCACUCUGCCCGAACAGAAGCCACUCGAGACUUCGAUCCCUCCCACAUGGUAGUGAGAGGAGCACCGCGAGAGACACAAAACGUGAUUCCAUGGUCCGCUGGAUCUGCACGACGUCGACGGGUCUUUCGGAAAAUUUUGUACUUGAAGACGUACAAGCUGAGAUCCACCACGAGCUGAUCCUAAAACUGUCCGACGACACAGUCUACUCGAACACAGGCAAGUGGGAGGAACCGGUGCAUGGCGAGCGUCGAUCCAACCCGGCUAGCAAAAUUAGGGCUCCACGACCGAACGCACAUCCGCUUCGUCAUUCGGCCAUUGGGUCAUGAGACGGCUGGAGGAGUGAACGAUUGACGCCGUGAGUGACAAGAGAGCCGUAAGGCGUCGAGGGGGCGUAUUGAGAGCUUUGGCUGAAAGCUACAUGUGGAUAUAUAGACACAAGUACCUGGUAAACCUGGAGACUCUGGUGGGGAAUCUCGAGGAAGAUGUCCCGCGGUUCUCCCCCCCCCCCC